AUGAACCGCACUGCUGUCGCCCGUUUCUUGGCUAUUCGCCGCUUCGUCCAGAAGCGUAAUGCUGGAGGACAUCAUCAUGUUGCCAACCCAGGACCGCCAUGCACCUUCGACUUGAUGCCGGUUCCAUUCCAGCCAUACCAGAAGGUCUACUCCGAGCUUCAAACCAAGUUCAACACCUAUCUCAUCAUCUCGUCGGCGAUCUUCGGCUCUUCGUUUGCUCUCGCCUUGUACACCAACUUGUUCGCAUUCGAGGAAUGCAUCAGACCACCAAAGAGCUACCGCAACCGUCAAUAA
This is a messenger RNA of Caenorhabditis bovis, 294 nucleotides long. NCBI's taxonomy places the organism in Eukaryota, Metazoa, Nematoda, Chromadorea, Rhabditida, Rhabditidae. The record is from the annotation of a GenBank genome assembly.